AUGGCCAAAGGAAGCGGCGUCGCAUCCUCGCCGCCUCCCGCAUCAACACCUGCCCUGAAGCGCUCGACUUCCAGCACGCAAAACAUGAAGAAUCAGCGGUCUAUCUUGGGUUUCUUCCAAAAGUCUUCGCCAGCAACUCCUUCUACAGCGCCGCGUAAGGCUGCACCUCCGGCAGAACCUGCGUCAUCUCCAGCGCAACGCGCCGGCGAAACUAAGUCGUCUACCAAGAGGACUUCUGUCCCGAACUUGACGCCGGCGCCGAGCAGUGAUGUGAUUGAGCCGGAUGAGGAUGAUUCUGCAACUCCGAAGGCCGGCAAAAAUGCACAAGAUGAUCAGUCUUUAACGCCGUCCAGGAGGACGAAGAAGAAAAUAAAUUAUCUGGAAUCCGACAGUGAAGGCGUAGACGAUGACGAGGAGAUCUUCCGACCCCAACCAUCCCGAAAGAGACGUCGACCAGCUAUUGAAAGUGAAGAUGAAUUUCAGGAUGAUGGAAAAGAUGAUCCUGUGUCUGAUGAUGAAAUGGAUGACUUUGUCGUUGCCGAUGAGUCGGAGGAAGAUGCUCGCCCGAACAAAAAGAGGAAGAAAGCCUCUGCGAAGCCCGCGCAACGCAAUAAAGGAACUCCCGAAGAACUUGUCCGCCCAACAGAUGCAGACCUUGACUUGGACAUCCCAGAAGCGUCGGCAGGAGGCACCGCACAGAAAUGGACAUAUGACCCAGAAAACACGGAGCCUCGUCAAGAGCGACAAGAACGGCAGCCUUCUUCGAGUGGAACAAAGCGCAAGGAAAAGGCACAUGAGACCGAGCCGGAGAAGAGAUAUCCAUGGUUGGCCAAUAUCAUGGACAUGGACAAGAAUCCACCUGGUCAUCCCGACUACGACCCUCGUAACAUAUACAUUCCACCUUUGGCGUGGAGUAAAUUUUCCCCAUUCGAGAAGCAGUACUGGGAGAUCAAACAGAAAUUCUGGGAUACUAUUGUCUUCUUCAAGAAGGGAAAGUUUUAUGAACUCUACGAGAAUGAUGCGACGAUUGGCCAUCAACUGUUUGAUCUCAAACUCACCGAUCGAGUAAACAUGCGUAUGGUCGGUGUGCCUGAGAUGAGUCUCGACCACUGGGCAAACCAAUUCGUUGCCAAAGGUUUUAAGAUUGCACGAGUUGAUCAAUCAGAGUCAGCAUUGGGCAAGGAGAUGCGUGAGCGUGACGAUAAAAAGGUUAAAGGUGGCAAGGAAGACAAGAUCAUCAAGCGAGAACUAUCGUGCGUUCUUACCGCUGGAACACUGGUUGAAGGCUCUAUGCUUCAGGAUGACAUGUCGACAUAUUGCGUUGCAAUUAAAGAAAUCAUUCUUGAUGGAGCACCCGCCUUUGGGCUUGCAUUCGUGGACACUGCCACUGGUCAAUUCUACUUGUCCGAGUUCAAGGAUGAUGCCGACAUGACCAAAUUUGAGACCUUUGUCGCCCAGACGCGACCCCAAGAGUUGCUGCUGGAGAAAUCUGCUGUCAGCCAGAAAGCAAUGCGUAUUUUGAAGAACAACACUGGCCCGACGACUCUUUGGAAUCAUCUUAAACCAGGCAAGGAGUUCUGGGAAGCUGAUAUUGCAGUGCGAGAAUUGGACGCUUCGGACUAUUUCGUGUCCCCAGACAGUGACAAUAUCGAUGCCUGGCCUCAAGUCUUACGUGAAGCUCGUGAGAAAGAAAACGCCAUGUCGGCAUUUGGUGCUUUGGUUCAGUACCUCAGGGUUCUGAAGCUUGACCGUGAUCUAAUUUCCAUCGGUAACUUUACAUGGUACGAUCCCAUCCGCAAGGCUACGAGUUUGGUUCUAGAUGGUCAGACUCUGAUCAACUUGGAGAUAUUUGCCAAUUCGUUUGACGGCGGAUCUGAGGGUACCUUGUUCCAGCUUCUCAACCGCUGUAUCACUCCAUUCGGCAAACGCAUGUUCAAGCAAUGGGUUUGCCAUCCAUUGAUGGAUAUUGAUAAAAUCAAUGCUCGCUUUGAUGCGGUUGAUGCGUUGAAUGCUGAUUCCACUAUUCGUGACCAGUUCUCGUCACAAUUAACCAAAAUGCCGGAUUUGGAGCGACUGAUAUCUCGUAUCCACGCUGGUGCUUGCAAGGCGCAGGAUUUUCUACGCGUUCUUGAAGGUUUCGAGCAGAUUGAAUAUACUAUGAGCUUGCUAAAAGACCUCGGAUCUGGAGAAGGGCUUAUCGGCAAACUCGUUUCAUCUAUGCCAGACUUAGUGUCACCACUCGAGUAUUGGAAGACCGCCUUUGAUCGACUCAAAGCCAAGGAGAACGGUAUUCUCGUUCCUGAGCUAGGCAUCGAAGAAGACUUCGAUGCUUCUCAAGCAAUUAUCGAGCAGAUACAUCGUGAUCUAGAAAAUUUGCUGAAGAAGGCUCGCCGUGAUCUUGGAUCGACCACCAUCUGUUACAGAGAUAAUGGCAAAGAAAUCUACCAACUUGAGGUACCUAUCAAGGUCAAAAAUGUUCCAAAGACUUGGGAUCAGAUGUCGGCAACGAAACAAGUGAAGCGUUACUACUUUCCAGAACUGCGAGCACUUAUCCGCAAGCUUCAGGAGGCACAAGAAACUCACAAUCAGAUCGUGAAGGAAGUCGCAGGUCGAUUCUAUGCACGAUUUGAUGAGGAGUAUGAGACUUGGUUGAAGUCUAUUAGAAUCGUCGCUCAAUUAGAUUGUCUAAUUAGUCUGGCCAAAGCUUCGUCGUCUCUGGGACAACCAAGCUGCAGACCAGAGUUUGUCGACAGUGAUAAAAGUGUGCUCGAAUUUGAAGAGCUCCGACAUCCGUGUAUGUUGAAUGUCACCGACUUUAUUCCGAACGACGUGCAGCUGGGAGGUGAUAGAGCCAGUAUCAACCUGUUGACCGGCGCAAAUGCGGCUGGUAAAUCGACAAUUCUUCGCAUGACCUGUGUUGCGGUCAUUAUGGCUCAGAUUGGCUGCUACAUACCAUGCCAAAGCGCUCGUCUCACCCCUGUCGAUCGAAUAAUGUCUCGACUCGGAGCAAACGACAACAUUUUCGCGGCUCAAUCAACCUUCUUUGUCGAGCUGUCUGAAACAAAGAAAAUCCUAUCGGAGGCAACGCCUAAAUCAUUAGUGAUUCUUGACGAGCUUGGUCGUGGUACUAGCUCUUACGACGGCGUAGCCGUCGCACAGGCCGUGUUGCAUCACAUCGCCACACACGUUGGAGCCCUAGGCUUCUUCGCAACCCAUUACCAUUCCCUUGCAGCCGAGUUCGAGAACCACCCGGAAAUUUCCCCUAAACGAAUGCGGAUCCACGUCGACGACGAAGAGCGACGAGUCACAUUCCUCUACAAACUAGAAGACGGCGUCGCUGAGGGUAGUUUCGGUAUGCACUGUGCCUCGAUGUGCGGCAUCCCCAAUAAGGUCAUUGAGAAUGCAGAGAACUCUGCCAAACAAUGGGAGCAUACGAGUCGAUUGACUGAGAGUCUCGAGCGUCGUAAGGGUGGCGGUCUUGUCGGGCUCGGAUGGUGGAGUGAUGUAGCCUGGAUGCUCCGUGAGGGCGACAAUGUCGAUGUAUCCGAUCGAGGACUGGAGAUUCUUCGCAAGGCUAUUGAGACGUUGUAA
Messenger RNA from Talaromyces amestolkiae, 3591 nucleotides. RefSeq lists its product as uncharacterized. Gene Ontology annotation, molecular function: mismatched DNA binding; ATP-dependent DNA damage sensor activity; ATP binding. The record is from RefSeq and is a predicted model, not a curated record. Gene Ontology annotation, biological process: mismatch repair. The transcript is spliced from 5 exons. Gene Ontology annotation, cellular component: nucleus; MutSalpha complex. Lineage: Eukaryota; Fungi; Ascomycota; Eurotiomycetes; Eurotiales; Trichocomaceae. Bases 1 to 3591 code for a protein of 1196 amino acids.